AUGACGCGGUUACUGCUGUCAUUCACUGCGCUCGCCGCGCUGGCGCCUCUCGUGAGCGCCGGCAUCAAGUUCAAAAGCCCGAUCGCCGGCGCCGAAUUGACCGCUGGCACCGCAAUUGAGAUCGAGUGGGAGGAAGGCGGCACUGGUCCCUCGAUCAGCGAGUUGACCACUUACCAGCUCAUCCUGGUCGGCGGUGGUCAGAAGGAUACAGAGCAGCAGGUCGUCAAGGUCCUCACAACAGCGGGUAACUUUGCGCUGGGAGGCAACAAGGCGUCUGCUCUGGUAGAGACAGGUCUGCCUGGAGCGAGCAAGCCCGCCAAUGCUUACUUCAUCAAGAUGGUCGCCGUUGGCAAGACUGGAGGUGAAUUCACUACAUACUCCGACCGAUUCUCGUACUCCGGCAUGACAGGCGCAUGGGGAACGAACGUGAACACGGACGAUAUCGAUGGCACAGACGGACCUGCGGCAAAGGAUACAACGAGCGACGCUGCUGGCGGAGCAGCAGGCGCAGACGGCGAUUACGACGUCGCCUACACAAUGCAGACGGGCCCUACAAGAUAUGCGCCUAUGCAGCCCAUUCCACCGAAGACGGUCACAGCAAAGAACACGAAGCCCUUGUACCCUACAAGUAGCGUCCAGAUUGCGACAACCUUCUUGCCGAUCCCGAGCAUCCAGACCACCAUCACACAGGUUCAGACUUUCUCGGUCAGCAGCGUUGAGAACACAGUUGCUGCGGCUUCUCACCCAACAGACGACAUGCAGAAGUUCUUGAACAGGUGGAAGGACUAG
This is a messenger RNA of Didymella exigua CBS 183.55, 789 nucleotides long. RefSeq lists its product as uncharacterized. Gene Ontology annotation, biological process: (1->6)-beta-D-glucan biosynthetic process; fungal-type cell wall organization; cell wall biogenesis. The record is from RefSeq and is a predicted model, not a curated record. Gene Ontology annotation, cellular component: extracellular region. NCBI's taxonomy places the organism in Eukaryota, Fungi, Ascomycota, Dothideomycetes, Pleosporales, Didymellaceae. Bases 1 to 789 code for a protein of 262 amino acids. The transcript has 3 exons.